Molecule: messenger RNA, 960 nt
Organism: Penicillium pulvis
Lineage: Eukaryota; Fungi; Ascomycota; Eurotiomycetes; Eurotiales; Aspergillaceae
Gene: rsmA
Product: putative bZIP transcription factor (Fcr3)
Exons: 3
Coding region: 1-960 (319 amino acids)
Cellular component (GO): RNA polymerase II transcription regulator complex
Molecular function (GO): transcription cis-regulatory region binding; DNA-binding transcription activator activity, RNA polymerase II-specific
Source: RefSeq, a predicted model, not a curated record
AUGGAUUACUCCAAUUAUGCUGGCCAUCAAUCCCAGCCCUUCUCGAUGUACGGGCUGCCAACCCCCGACCAACAACCACCGCCCCAGACUGACGACUCCCUACACGAUCCAUUCUCCAUGCAGCAGCACAAUACAUAUAACCAUUAUUUCCCCGGGCUGGAAGGCUCCUUGCGCAUCGACCCCUCAUCUUUUGUCCCGCCGCCACAUUCACCACCAGACUCUUUCACCAAACACUCUGUCUCGAGUAACGAUUUUGGAAACAAUUCAAAGCUAGAUCCGUCCUCGAUCGAUGGCGAUGAAAACCAUUAUGCAGAUACUGGUAUCGCCCGCAGCAGUAGUGAGGAGAAAGAAUCCAUGACUCCGGCGCAAAGCAAGCGCAAGGCGCAGAAUCGUGCAGCUCAACGAGCAUUCCGCGAACGAAAAGAACGUCAUGUCAAAGAUCUCGAAGACAAAGUCAACUCCCUGGCCGAAGCCUCAAAUACCCUCCAAGCCGACAACGAACGGCUGAAGCGCGAACUCGCCAAGUUCGCUACGGAAAAUGAGAUUUUACGAGUAACAUCCGGCUCUAUGAACGGUGGUGGUGGCUCUCACAACCCCGGUAUGCAAGAGCAGCCCACUGUCACCGGUCCCAUGAAAUACUCUCCAACAGACUUCUAUUCGACUUUGAUGCCUGAGGGGUCUGGGUGGGGUCCUGCUCCAGGGAGUAGUGCUACUGCGCCGCCGGCUUCGCAUCGGGUUAUGGUUUGUCAGAUCACUGGCGAGAGAUUGCUUGAUGCGGGUGCCACGUGGGAUCUUAUCCAGAGGCAUGCUCUUUACAAGGCGGGACAGGUGAAUAUUGGGGAUGUUGCAGAUCGGUUGAAGGGGAUGGCUCAGUGUAAUGGGCAAGGUCCUGCUUUUAAGGAAGGAGAGGUGAUGAGGGCUAUUGAGGCGAGUGUUGCGGAUCGGGACGAGUUGAUCUAA